AUGAGGAAAGAGACAAAAUUUGUGUUGAUAUCUUUUGGUGCAGGUGGUGGCUACUGUCAUACUGAAAUGUCAUGCAAAGAACGAUCAAUGAGCUCCUUGGGAUCAUCUAAACAUUGGCCCAGUACUAUGACAGGAGAUUCAUUAAUUUCUUCUGAUCCAGAAGAAAACAAAGAUUUUUACUCUUGGAAUCACGUAUUUAUACCGUAUUGUUGUGGUGAUCUGCACACUGGGCAGCGUAGAUCUCCAAAUGAAUGGGGAUUGUUUUUUGCUGGACACUUUACCAUAAAAACAGUCAUCUCGAACCUUCUCAACACUUCAAACCUUGAACAGGCAAAGGUAGUGAUGCUUUCAGGGGGAUCUGCAGGGGGCAUUGGAGCAUUUGAGCAUGCAGACUUCUUUUCUGAGAGCCUUCACUGGGCAGAAGUCAAAUCAGUGCCAAUUGGUGGUUAUUUUUUUCCAGACAAUAUGACUGAGUAUGCAUUGUGGCUCCAAAACAAAACUGAGCCACCCAGGAAUCGAUCACUUUAUGAUAUGUACCACAGUUUUACACAAGCUGAGUGUACUGCUGAGAACAGUGACAAUCCUCAAUUGUGUGGUCCUGCCAACAUUGGGUUUUUGUACUCAUACAUUAAGACACCGUUGUAUGUUGCUGAGAAUCAGUACGACUCCAACCAGAUAUUUGCUCAACUGGGAUGCCCCCAUAAGCUGGAAGCUGAUGUUGUUCGAUAUGUGAAGUACUACGGAAAUUUGAUGCGCAGUGCCCUUAGAGGUAUUAAGAACUCACCAAAGCACGAUGGUUUAUUUGGGCCUUCUUGUCUGGAUCACACAGGUAAUUUGGACAAGAUCUAUGACAGUCCAAAAGUGAAUAAUUGUUCAUUUGGGCAAUCUCUUGGAAACUGGUAUUUUAAUCGGUCUGGAACUUGUGACAAGCAGCUGAUGGAUGAUUGUGGCAACUUGCCUUGUAAUCACAGUCCUGGAUGCAAGACGACAUAAAGGACUUAAUUGUGACUAAUAAUGACAUUGUAAAAUGCAAGUGUGAUUGAUAUUUGGUGGGUUUUGGUAGCAUUCUUUUGCAUCUACUACAGUCACUUUCGAAAGAGAGGAUGAAAUUAAGUGUCUAGAUUUUCAAAACCGGUGAAAUUAACUUGUUAUGACAUGACAAGACAGCCUUGUGGUAUAGUAGUAAAACCAAAGUUUACAAUCACUUUCUGUAUCAGCGUGCAUUUGCUGUUAGUGCUGAAGUGGUGUUGCAUAUGUAACUCUUUCAUGUGAGGUGUUAUCUAUAUUGAAUAGGCUGCCUUUGUAAACUGGCAUUGAGUAUGUACAAGACUUGGGACAG
Messenger RNA from Corticium candelabrum, 1339 nucleotides. RefSeq lists its product as uncharacterized. Gene Ontology annotation, molecular function: hydrolase activity. The record is from RefSeq and is a predicted model, not a curated record. NCBI's taxonomy places the organism in Eukaryota, Metazoa, Porifera, Homoscleromorpha, Homosclerophorida, Plakinidae. The transcript is spliced from 8 exons. Bases 1 to 993 code for a protein of 330 amino acids.